GCCAAAGUAAUAAUGAACAUAAUAAAACAAAAUAAAUGAUAUGAAAAAUGUAAUGGAAGAUGAAAGUAUGAAGAGCGGUGGUGAGUGAAGAAGGACGUGGGUAAGAGGCAAGAGAGGAAGAGGCACUUCCUCGUCUUCCUCAGUCCGACCUGGCAGUGCUGGUGGCUGUGCGCUUACACCCCCCCCCAAUCUCUCGCUCUCGUGUGCGAUGGCUGCUGCAUCGAGUGAAGAAAGGGAACUGUCGUGCUCCAUCUGUCUCGAGUUGUUCAACCUGCCCGUGGGGUUACCCUGCGGCCACACGUUCUGCAAGGCGUGCGUGGAGCGUCACUUCGCGGCGCAAUCGGAGGUCGGCUUCACCUGUCCCGAGUGCCGCGAGGUUUUCUACCGGAAGCCGAGGCUCAACAAGAACGUCUUCAUAGCCAACGUCGUGCACAAGUUCAAGGAGGCGAAUGUGGGCAGGAGGUGCGACCGGCAUGGCCAUGGCCUCGACCUCUACUGCAGGACCGACGCGCGGUUGAUGUGCGUGGAGUGCACGGACGCGCACGAGAAGCACGACAUCGUGUCCGUGCGGAAGGAGCGCGCACACAAGUGGGGGCAGCUGAGCUCAGUUAAAGAUCGACUGAGCGAGAGAGAGGAGACAGCAACUUCGUUCGUGAGCAGCCUCCAGGACUCGACCGACAGAGUGGAGGCAGCAGCAGAGCAGAUAAAGGAGAGGCUGAGCGGCAGCUACGACGAGCUCCUGCGCCUCAUCUCCGAGGACAAGGAGUCGGCGCUGCGGGCCGUGGAUAAGGAGCGCGACCUCAAGCUCUUGGGGAUCUGCCGGGAGAUUGAGAAUAGCCGGACGACUCUGGGCGGCCUGACAGAAGCGCUCGGCAGAAUCCGCAGCCUGGAGGAGACCGAGGACCCCGUGGAGUUUCUCGAGGGCUACACUCUCCAAUGGGAAAGCUUCGUGAACCUGGCAAGUGAGCCAAUGGAGGAGACACCGUCUAGCGCUUCGCUCGACUUCGAGAUGCCAACUCCACUGCAGGAGCAGAUAGACGAGCUCCUGAGCGCAUUCAGAACCUUCAGAGGCGAGGACCCUACAUCAGCAGACCAGCCCAAACCCAAGACUCCUGAGGGGAAUACAGCUCAAGUGCAGCGGAGGUCACCUCCAGUUAGUUUGCGGGAGAUGGCAGCUCCACAUGAAGUUCAAGCAGCUGGAGCAUCUGCACAACCCACAGCCUCUCUGCACGGCCUCAGCAGAGCUGACAUCAUCAUGAGAAGUUAGUUGCGCUGCGUACACAAUGUUGUUGUUAGCUUGGCUCGAGUGAACGGCCAAAACGUUAACUCCAAAAAGAAGAUUGUUACUGCAACUUAACCAGGAGUCGAAAAUAACCCGAAAACCAGCACUGGAAAUCAGUAAAAGCUGGUUAUUUAACUUGGACUGAAUUUAAACCUAAAUUAAA
Molecule: messenger RNA, 1445 nt
Organism: Lethenteron reissneri (Far Eastern brook lamprey)
Lineage: Eukaryota; Metazoa; Chordata; Hyperoartia; Petromyzontiformes; Petromyzontidae
Product: E3 ubiquitin-protein ligase TRIM65-like
Molecular function (GO): zinc ion binding
Source: RefSeq, a predicted model, not a curated record